Ectocarpus sp. CCAP 1310/34 is the source of this 966-nucleotide messenger RNA. The record is from the annotation of a GenBank genome assembly. NCBI's taxonomy places the organism in Eukaryota, Phaeophyceae, Ectocarpales, Ectocarpaceae.
AUGCAGCAAGAAGAGCGGCAAGAUGGUGCGGGCUGUCCUCGAGGUCGGGGACACGAAUGUAAACGUCAUCUUCGGGAGAAACACGAGUCCACUCUCCACGUUGCGGCGGCGUGGGGUGCUGAAGAACCAUGCAUGGCGCUCAUGGUCGCGGCAGCAGAUCCGAAUCCGCGUGAUCAGGUGGGAUUCAGCCCACUCCACAUCGCUGCCAAAGCUGGGUACGGUAGGGUUGAUGCAUACACACGCAUCCUUCUUGGGCAAGGGGCCCAAGCACACGCGGAGACGGUUUUCCAGGAUAUUCCUCUCCACCUGGCGACUUCCCAGGGGCAUGCGCUUGGCAUCUCUGAGCUUGUGUUGGGCGGUGCAGACAAGGACGUGGACGAUGGUAACGGAAGUGAAGUGAAUGGCAGCGAUUAUCAAGGACACACAGCUCUACACAACGCUACCGUUAUUGAAGGACCAGGUCCUGGUCAAGACGACCAGGCCACCGGCGACCGUUGCUACACGCCUCUCCAUGUCGCCGUAGAUCGUCGGAUAGCAUCGAUCGGCACGACCCGCGCCGUGUUGGAGAGAGGGGCCAAUGUCAAUGCACGCAAUGACAACGAUCUGACCCCACUGCACGUUGCUUGUUCGUGGUCGAGUUUGGCGGUAGUGGAGCUCCUGCUGCUUUGGGGAGCAGAUGAGAAGCUCACGGGCGACAACAGAGUAUCGCCCGCAGACAUAAUUGGAGUGUCUCUUCUGGACGGCAGCAACAGCCAAGAAAUCCAGGCCGACCACCAGCGCAUUCGCCAAAUGCUGGCACGCGCUCCAGCCGACAGGUCAUGGCGUCGACGUGGCUGGCUGGUGCUGAGCCGUGCCUACCCGACCAGGAUGCAGAUCGCAAAACGGAAGUCGCACCACGAUCACCAGCAGCAUUGGUGGCUACGCCAAGGUGGCGAGGGUCAGCCACGAAGAUUCAGGUCGGGAUGA